AUGGAACCGGAUAAUCAGAUGUGGGUGAGUGAAUUCAUUCUCCUGGGCCUAUCCAGCGACUGGGAUGUUCAAGUCUCACUCUUUGUGCUCUUCUCGGUCAUGUACUUGGUGACAGUGCUGGGAAACUUCCUCAUUGUUCUUCUCAUCAGGCUGGACAGCAGACUCCACACCCCCAUGUACUUCUUCCUCACCAACCUCUCCCUGGUGGAUGUGUGCUUUACGAAUAGCAUAGUCCCCCAGCUGCUAGCACAUCUCCUCAUAGAGCAAAAAGCAAUGCCCUUCCUGAGCUGUGCGGCUCAGCUGUUUUCCUCCCUAUCUUUGGGUGGGCUUGAGUUUGUUCUCCUGGAGGUGAUGGCCUAUGACCGCUACGUGGCCGUGUGCAAUCCCCUGAGGUACUCUGCCAUCAUGCAUGCAGGACUGUGCAGUAAGCUGGCCGUCACAUCCUGGGUCAGUGGCUCCACCAACUCCCUCAUGCAGACUGCCAUCACUUUUCAACUUCCCAUGUGCACAAACAAGAUUAUUGAUCAUAUAUCCUGUGAACUCCUAGCUGUGGUCAGGCUGGCCUGUGUGGACACUUCCUCCAAUGAAGUGGCCAUCACGGUUUCUAGCAUCGUCCUGCUGCUGACCCCCUUCUUCCUGGUUCUCUUGUCCUACAUCCGGAUCAUCUCCACCAUCCUAAAGAUCCAGUCCCGAGAGGGGAGGAGGAAAGCCUUCCACACCUGUGCCUCGCACCUCACCGUGGUGAUGCUGUUGCCAGAACUCAAGUGGAAAUUAAAUUUGGAUGACCCGUGGGCCUUUGCAAAGCAGAGAAAGCAGCAGACUCUGGCUCUCAGCCAUGUCUUGCACGUCCUUCACUCUUACGUUUUGUGA
Messenger RNA from Octodon degus (degu), 870 nucleotides. Its product is annotated as olfactory receptor-like protein OLF3. Gene Ontology annotation, molecular function: G protein-coupled receptor activity; olfactory receptor activity. The record is from RefSeq and is a predicted model, not a curated record. NCBI's taxonomy places the organism in Eukaryota, Metazoa, Chordata, Mammalia, Rodentia, Octodontidae. The transcript is spliced from 5 exons. Gene Ontology annotation, cellular component: membrane. The coding region runs from base 1 to 870 and encodes 289 amino acids. Gene Ontology annotation, biological process: G protein-coupled receptor signaling pathway.